This is a messenger RNA of Thlaspi arvense, 480 nucleotides long. NCBI's taxonomy places the organism in Eukaryota, Viridiplantae, Streptophyta, Magnoliopsida, Brassicales, Brassicaceae. The record is from the annotation of a GenBank genome assembly.
AUGGUGGCGGCGUUCUGGGCUGGAGCGGCAGCACAGUCGUCGUCAAGCUGCACGAACGUGCUGAUCAACCUGUCGCCGUGCCUGAAUUAUAUCACCGGGAACUCAUCAACUCCGUCCUCCAGUUGCUGCUCGGAGCUUGCCAAUGUCGUGAAGUCGCAGCCUCAGUGCCUGUGUGAGGUCAUCAAUGGUGGUGGAUCCUCCUUGGGGAUCAAUGUCAACCAGACCCAGGCUCUGGCUCUCCCUGGUGCUUGCAAGGUUCAGACCCCAUCCAUCAGCCGCUGCAAUGCUGCUUCCCCUGCCGACUCCCCUUCGGCAACACCUGAAUCUCCAAACACGGUGCCAUCAACAGAAACAGGGUCUAAGACAGUACCGUCAACAGAGAGCGGCACAUCAGAUGCAAGUUCCACCAGGAUGACAGUUUCUCUGCUAUUCUUCCUCCUCUUCGUUGCCUCCUACGCUUCAACAUCCACCACUUUUUGA